Cajanus cajan (pigeon pea) is the source of this 1670-nucleotide messenger RNA. RefSeq lists its product as uncharacterized. Lineage: Eukaryota; Viridiplantae; Streptophyta; Magnoliopsida; Fabales; Fabaceae. The record is from RefSeq and is a predicted model, not a curated record.
UUCUGGUUCCUUUUUCUCUCUCUCAAUGUGAUUGAAAUAUUUCUAAUGUUGGUAGCAUUUGUCAUGGAAGUAACCCUAAUGAUAGUAAAAAGGGGGGAAAAUAUUGAAGGCUCUACAACAGAGUCAACAGCAGGGGCUUGUUUAAUGGUUACCUGACUGCCGCUUAGAGCCGAAACGAAAGAACCAGUUGAAGAUCCUUGAAAUCAAACGCCUUUUGUUUCAAGACACAAUUUCUGGUCAAAUUGCUUUUAAUUUUGUUCUUAACAAUUGUUGAUGUUGUUGGCACUUAAGUCAGACACGGGUGUUUGUUGCGAUUUCUCUAAACAAACAACCUUUUGCAUGGUGCCUAUAUAUAGUUCGGCUACUGAUUCACGAUUGGAGGAACCCUCUCUCAUGAGCGUACCAAACCUAAUUUUCCUCAAGUCAUCACACUCCAGUAAGAAGCAUAAAAGGCAUAGAGAGGAGGGAGUGAGAAGAAUUAGAAGAAAUAUAAGUUUUGCUUAACAAUACAACAUUUGUUUGUGACACCUGGCUGAAGUGGUGGAGCUUAAGCUGUGAAAAAAGAUUUUCUUCCUCCAUUCUCUUCUUCUUCUUCCUCGUGGAGCUUGGGAUUGAGAUAAAUUCAACAAAUCAAUUCAAUCCAUAUUAGAAGAAGGCAUAGUAAAGAUGAGUAGCGGCAAUAGGAACGGACCCCCAAAGCACCAGAACAAGUACGCUUGGAAACCCAACGCUGGCCGCAAGAUCAACGAAACUGAACCUGGAGGAAGGUUCAGACCUCUCUCUGAGAUCACUGGGGUGUGUCCCCGUUGCAAGGAACAAAUCGAUUGGAAACGCCGUUACGGAAAAUACAAGCCGCUUGUUCAACCCGCCAAAUGUCAGAAAUGCUCCAAGCGUAAUGUUCGCCAAGCUUACCAUAACGUGUGUUCUGGUUGUGCCAAGGUGCAUGGUGUGUGUGCAAAGUGUUGUUGCAGUCGGGACCGAAUUGUUGGAAGAGAUAUUUUGGAAGUUGAGGCCGAGCAAAAGUUGCUUGAGGAGGCCAUUAAGAACUCCCGGGAGAGAGAAAGGAGAUCCCUAUUGCGUGCUAUGAACAAAGGAAAAUCUAAGAGUUCAGAUAGUGCCCCAACAGAUACUAAUGGUAGUAAAGUUGGACAAUUAUUUCCAAAUGCGUCACUUGAAGACUAUGCCAAACUGAACAGAGUUAACGUGGAGCAUGAUGAUGGUGAAAUUUUUAAUGGUAAAAAUGAGGAUAGCGAGGGCAAAGCUUGUGAAGAUGAAGAUAAUAACGGUGACACUGAAGAUUAUGAUGAAGAAGAUGAUAACAGUGAGAACGAAGAUUGUGGCGAGGAUGUCAACAACAAUGAUGAAAACAUUCCUGAUCAUACCAGUUCCAAAAAUGAAUGAUUCAGGACGAUAGUAUGUCAGUUUCCAAUAGAAAUUCAAAUUACAACACUUGUAUUGUCGCGGUCUGUUUUGGCUAUACCUGGUGAGCUUUAGGUUAGAGAUAUUUUGUGUUGAAUACAAAUUUUGUUUGUCUUUAUUUUGUCAAUCAAUAUAUGCUUUUAGAGUUUAGAUGAAAUAUGCUCUUGUUCACCUAUGGGUGGGUGUCUCUUGUUUCAUUGUAUUUAACUUUUGAAGUAUAGUCUUUAAUCUUUAUAAUUGUUUUUGAUCCA